UCCCUUUAUAUCCUCUGUCUGUCUGCUUUCUAAAACUCUUUCCUUUUUCAGUGCCCUCUUCUCUUUCUCUCUCUAAACCUCACUCUCUGUCACUCCCUCCCGCGCCGCCACCGUCUUUCCGGCGGCCAAUAUCACCGUUUUCUUCUCCACCUUCCCUCUCCUCCCCAGCUUUAUCAAAAAUCUUUAAAAAAUUUAUCAAAAGUCAAAAACUAAAAAGAAACCAGCUCUCUUAGUCAUUUUAUCAGAAAUUCGGUGUGCGCUUCUAUCAUCACUUUGUCUUUUGUUUUUAAGUUAAGGUUUGUUCUUUGUUAUAAUAAAAAGAGGAGAGGGAAGAGAAAUUGAAAAAAAAUUAAAAAACUCUGAAAAAGAACAAAUUAUUCGAGAAGAUAUGGCACAAGUUCAAGUUCCAGUUCAAGGACAGAAUGUUAACGGUGGAGCUAACGCACCAUACGUGACGACGUCGCUUUACGUUGGGGAUCUGGAGGCGAAUGUGACCGAUUCGCACUUGUAUGACCUGUUUAAUCAAGUUGGGCAAGUUGUUUCAGUUAGGGUUUGUAGGGACUUGACUACUCGGCGAUCGCUUGGUUAUGGAUAUGUCAAUUAUAGCAGUCCUCAAGAUGCUGCUAGGGCAUUGGAUAUGCUGAAUUUUACUCCUCUCAAUGGAAGCCCCAUUAGGAUAAUGUACUCUCAUCGUGAUCCCAGCGUCCGUAAAAGUGGGUCUGGGAACAUUUUUAUCAAGAAUCUAGAUAAGGGGAUUGAUCACAAAGCAUUACAUGAUACUUUCUCGGCAUUUGGGAACAUCCUCUCUUGCAAGGUUGCUACUGAUUCCUCUGGUCAGUCAAAGGGCUAUGGUUUUGUACAGUUUGACAAUGAGGAAUCCGCUCAAAAGGCUAUAGAGAAAUUAAAUGGAAUGCUGUUGAAUGAUAAGCAAGUGUAUGUGGGACCCUUCCUUCGCAAGCAGGAGAGAGAAAGCGCCAUAGAUAAGACAAGAUUUAACAAUGUGUAUGUAAAGAAUCUCUCAGAAACAACUACUGAGGAAGAUUUGAAGAAAGCUUUUGGUGAAUAUGGAACAAUAACAAGUGCUGUAGUGAUGAGGGAUGGAGAUGGGAAAACAAAGUGCUUUGGAUUUGUCAACUUUGAGAAUGCAGAUGAUGCUGCUACAGCUGUUGAGGCCCUUAAUGGAAAGAAAUUUGAUGAUAAGGAGUGGUUUGUUGGGAAAGCCCAAAAGAAAAAUGAAAGGGAAAAUGAAUUAAAAGUUCGAUUUGAACAGAGUAUGAAAGAGGCGGCUGACAAGUUUCAAGGGGCCAAUUUGUACAUUAAAAAUCUAGAUGAUAGCAUAGGUGAUGAUAGGCUUAAGGAGCUUUUCUCUCCAUUUGGUACAAUCACAUCAUGCAAGGUUAUGCGAGAUCCUAAUGGAAUAAGCAGAGGUUCAGGGUUUGUUGCAUUCUCGACUCCUGAAGAGGCAUCUAAAGCUCUCAUGGAGAUGAAUGGAAAAAUGGUUGUUAGCAAACCCCUUUAUGUUGCACUUGCACAACGAAAGGAAGAUAGAAGAGCCAGGUUGCAGGCCCAAUUUUCUCAGAUAAGGCCAGUAGCAAUGGCACCAUCAGUUGCUCCCCGUAUGCCAAUGUACCCCCCUGGUGGUCCAGGACUUGGACAACAGAUAUUCUAUGGACAAGCCCCACCUGCAAUCAUACCUCCCCAGCCUGGAUUUGGAUAUCAGCAGCAGCUCGUACCUGGCAUGAGACCUGGCGGGGCUCCUAUGCCAAAUUUCUUUGUGCCAAUGGUUCAGCAGGGGCAGCAGGGUCAACGUCCUGGUGGUCGACGGGCAGGAGCUGCUCAGCAAUCCCAGCAGCCUGUCCCACUAAUGCAGCAGCAGAUGGUUCCAAGGGGGCGCGUCUAUCGCUACCCACCUGGGCGAGGUAUUCCUGAUGUUCCAAUGACUGGUGUUGCUGGAGGCAUGCUUUCUGUUCCAUAUGACAUGAGUGGUAUGCCUAUGCGUGAUGCAGCUCUUUCUCAACCAAUUCCAAUUGGGGCUUUGGCUAGUGCACUUGCAAAUGCUUCUCCAGAGCAGCAGAGAACGAUGCUGGGUGAGAAUCUCUAUCCGCUAGUAGAGCAGCUGGAGCCUGAUGCAGCAGCUAAGGUGACAGGCAUGCUUCUUGAGAUGGACCAGACUGAGGUUCUGCACUUGCUCGAAUCACCAGAGGCUCUGAAAGCAAAGGUUGCUGAAGCAAUGGAAGUUCUGAGGAGUGUUCAACAGCAACAGGCAGGUGGUGCAGCUGAUCAACUGGCUUCAUUGUCGUUGAAUGAUAACCUUGUUUCCUAGGCUGUGUGGGCAUAGCUUUUGAAAUCAGGAUGUGAAACCAUUUUAGACGUGCUUUGAUACAUUUUAGACUGAUAUUUCAUAGUAAUGUAGGAGCUGGUCCCACUCCCCCCCUUUUUUCUUUUUCUUUUUUCUGUUCACUGAGAUUUCAGGGAGUUGUUUUGAAGAUUGUGAGAUUUGAGCUUUUAACUUUUUUGAUUAUGCCAAUGUUGGGUUACCUUUAUAUCUUGGUUGGCUUAAAUCAGUGAAUUAUUUUGUGAGCUAUUUCAAGAUGAAAGAAGUUUUCUUGUGUC
Molecule: messenger RNA, 2613 nt
Organism: Ricinus communis (castor bean)
Lineage: Eukaryota; Viridiplantae; Streptophyta; Magnoliopsida; Malpighiales; Euphorbiaceae
Product: polyadenylate-binding protein 8
Exons: 9
Coding region: 389-2323 (644 amino acids)
Cellular component (GO): ribonucleoprotein complex
Molecular function (GO): RNA binding
Source: RefSeq, a predicted model, not a curated record